AUGACAUCCCCUCCUCAGUGGAAGAUUCAGCUGCUGGAGAGGAAGCGAAGGGAUGAGGAAGAGGGAAGGCGCAAGGAGAAGGAAGAGCAGGAGAGGCUGGCCAGAAUUCCGGCCUGGAAGAGGGAGAUCAUCGAGAGGAGGCGGGCCAGGCUGUGCCCUGGGACAUCGCCAUUGGAAAUACAGGCUGAGGGUCAGGCUGGGUCUAGCCCGAUGGGCUCUGCAGCCAAGACUGGGACUGAUGGGAUGGAGCCUGAGGCCUGCGUUGCCGUGGCGACGGACAGCGUGGUGCUGCGGGAGAACAUUGGGCCCCUGCGCCAGAAUCACUUCAUUCAGCGGGAGAAGCAGAGGAAGGGAGGUUCGGAGCUGGAGCAGGCCCCUCUGGGAGUCCCAGGGACCGAGGUGACCUGUCACACCCCAGGGGUGACAAUCAUACAGGCAGACGACAUGACCAUCAUCGAAUCUGGGCCCAGGCUCCCAGGCACCGGGGAGAAGCUGCCGAGCGUGAACGGCCUGCCUGGUCAGCAGGGGACUUGUCGGCCUGAUCUCCGGUCCCCCUUGAGCAGGAGCGUGGAGGAUCUGAACUCCUUUGGGAAGUGCCGAGCGGAGGUGGGAGAGGAGGGCCCCGGACGGGGAAGGGUCAGCCGCCUACUGUGCAGGUUCGGCCAGCGGGGGCGCACCUGGGUGGCCGGGGUUGGCGGGGGAGAGGACGAGGCGGAGGCUCUGGCGGCACGGCCAUCUCGGUCCCGCAGCACCGAGAACAUUCUGGAGCGCCCGGGCCGCUCAGGGGCACCCUCUGCCCCACCGCGGAGCCCUCAUGCCCCGCGCCGAGGACGCAGGCCCCAGUCCCGCUCUCCCCCCACCACCUCCCCUCCGCGCACGGUCUCCACCUCCUGCAGCCGCUUCGAGGCCCGGUUGGCGACGGAGACCCCAGGCCGAGCCGGCAAUGAGGAGGAGGCCCAGCCCGCUAGGCCGGGGUCCCGGGGGAUGGUUGGGGAGGGAGGAGGAGGAGGACGCCCCAGGCCUGGUUCUGUGGGCAGCGGGAGGCGGGAUCCAGACUCAGGCCCUGGCGUAGCAAGGGACGGCAAGGCUGAACCCAGGGAGGCCCAGGCUCUGGUUGAUGGCCAGGCCGCGCCCUCCAAGCAGCAGCAGCAGGAGGAGGAGGAGGCCGAAGCCUCCGUCCUCCUCCCCCACCCACCCUCCCCCAGCGACGUAAACACUCUCGGCUCCUCCAGGCCACAGCAGCCUGUCAGUGUGGCUUCCUCUUCCUGUGCAGAGCAGGCCCCUGCUGCUUCCUGCGUUCCUGCUGUUGCUACUGCUGGCGCAGCGACAGACCGGAGACGCACCGGAGAGGCUGGACCCCAGGGCGGGACGCCUGAGCUAGGCCCGGACAGGGCCCCCUUCCCCGAGCCCAGGCCGGAUCCAGACACCAGUCGGGGGGGGCCAAGCAGCAACAUGAGCAGGCCGCAGCCUCCCACUGUGGGCCCCCGGGAAGCCAGGCUUCCGGCCUUCCCCGUCCGAGCCAGCUACGGAGGAGGAGGGGGGGGAGUGGUCACCCAGGAGACAGAGGGUGCCAACGACGGAGGGCGGGGGCGGCAGGGUACCCUGUCGCCCGUGCCCUCGAGGCCAGGCCCCGGGGCGGCGUCGGAGGACGGCGAGGGGAGGCUGCAGCCUACCUUCUCUCCCGGCCCCCAGCGCAAGUCAGGGAGAACCAUCACCAUCAACCCCCGCAAGAUGGCAGCCAACAAGACCCCGUCUCCCGGCAACGCCACGACAACAGAGAACGGCAUCUCGGGGACGCCGCCCGCUGGCUCGCCCGCUGCCCCAGCAAAGAAACGGUACCCGACGGCUGAGGAGAUCCAGGUGAUCGGCGGCUACCUGACGCUGCAGAGGUCAUGCCUGGUCAAGUCCGGCGUCAGCCGAGGGAAGCACAAUCCGUUCUAUUGUCCUCCCCGUGUGGGGAAGAAGGAGGCCUCUCCUUCAUGCCGGCCAUUCCGAACAGUUCCCGGAGAGCUCGCAAUCUGA
Rhincodon typus (whale shark) is the source of this 2022-nucleotide messenger RNA. RefSeq names its product phostensin-like. The transcript has 2 exons. NCBI's taxonomy places the organism in Eukaryota, Metazoa, Chordata, Chondrichthyes, Orectolobiformes, Rhincodontidae. Gene Ontology annotation, molecular function: phosphatase binding. The coding region runs from base 1 to 2022 and encodes 673 amino acids. The record is from RefSeq and is a predicted model, not a curated record.